This is a messenger RNA of Penicillium brevicompactum, 3594 nucleotides long. RefSeq lists its product as uncharacterized. Lineage: Eukaryota; Fungi; Ascomycota; Eurotiomycetes; Eurotiales; Aspergillaceae. The coding region runs from base 1 to 3594 and encodes 1197 amino acids. The transcript has a single exon. The record is from RefSeq and is a predicted model, not a curated record.
AUGAUGAACCGAUUCCGCAAGAAUAAGAAGGCCAAGGAGCCAGAUAAUGCCGAAGAUGCAUCUACAUUCACUUUAAAGCCCAAGAAGAAGGAGGAGAGCCCCGAACCAGCACCCGCUCUCGAUUUCGACCUCUCCGCUGCACUCCCCUCCUCAGAUAACUUCCGCACCAGUCUGUUGAUGCCCAAAUUAUCGGCUCGAUUUAGUAUGUUAAAGGAACAGGACGACCCAUUAUCAUUGAUGGGAAAGGCCAGCGAUGAUAGUGUCCUGUUCCCCAAGCGAGCCUCGCGACUCAACCUUUUCGGACACAACCCGGCCAUGCUGGCGGACAUUGAGGAAACCUCCUCCAAUGAUGGCAGCAGACCUUCCUUUGGACUCGGCCGAACAGAUUCAUUUGCCUCCGGCGGAGAGGGUUACGGUACCGACGACGAUCGAUCCCAGGGAGGAAGCAUAAUGAGUCGCGCGCGCCGAGUGGAGGGUAAUAAUUUGUUUGGAGGUCGCCAGAAGAUUUACAAGAUUCCCGUCAGACCCGGUGAUGGAUCACCCGAUACAGAGUCCGGUCGCCGAGGAAUGGGAAAGGCCGUUUAUGAACAUGAUAUCAAUAUGUCGGCCUUCCAGCGAUUGCGCCUGAAGGAGAAGGAAGAGAGGGCAGAAGCCGCCGCCAGAGAAUCGGGAUAUGCAGCUUCGACAGCUUCAUCUAAUAUUAGCAAGGGCACUUAUUCGUCCGGCACGUCGGGUCCUCCGACAACGAGCAGCCUAUCAACUGCGCCCACUUCGGUGGAUGACUCUCCCUUGCAUACAUCCCAAGGGGCUGCGAAUGGUUAUCCGUUCCCAGAGACUCAACCUGAAGCGCAUCGCCCAGGAUCUGCCAUGUCUGGUCCGCGCAAUGGCUCAAUUCGCAGCCGCCGUCUCUAUGGACAAGGAUUGACUCAAUCUGCCCAGAACCAGCAAUCCUCGACCUUGCAUCGCUUGGAGAGUUUGAGCCGCCAACGCGCCGGCACUCCAGACCUUCCCUCCUUGAACCGAAACUACUCCCGGAGCGCGACCAACUUGCGUGACCGUCUGCAAAAACUUGCCAUCGUUGAGCCGGCCUCAACAGCAGGUCCCACCAGUCCUCCUUCGUCCGCUACGUCGCCAAAGCCCCGUGUGUCCGGCGAGUCUGCAUUCAGAGACCGUCUCUCCCCUACUGCAGCUACCUUCGGAGCUACGCCCCCUCUGAGCCCGCCUACUAGUGAGAACGAUGAGGUGAACUCUUUGUUGGCAGCAUCGAUCCACCCAGAAGACCACGGCAAGGCGACCGCCAUGGGCCUAUUCAACCGACCCGCAACCGGAUUCGAUGAGCAAGCGUUCUCUCGACGCCAACUCGAGAUGCACCAGGGCAGAGAGACCCCUCCGCCCCGUCGUUCAUCUCCCCCGCGUCGACCUCUUCCAACAGAGCCCGCGGUUCGUGCUAGAGGACUCUCAAAGUCGAGCUAUCGCUCCCGGGCAGAGUCCGCGUCAUCUCACUACAGCAGCGAUGCCCACCGUGGCGGCAACCGUUCUCGCGCCUCCAGUAUUGAGGCUUCUCCCUUCAGACCUGGAGUGACCAGCUUCUAUGCUGCCUCAACCAACAGUGAGUCUGGCGAUGAGGGAGAACAGCGCGAAUUCUCGUCUGCCACAUCGCUGGCUACCGAAAAGGGCCAAUCGCUUCACAACCAUGGAGUAGCAUCAAACAAGCCCUCCACUCCGUCCAAGGAGCAGCUCGAGCCGUUGCCGGAGGUGAGAUACUCGGAUCUCGGUGAUCUGAAGCCCAUCGACGAGAACGAGCUUGAUCUCGCUUCUUCGCAUGCCAUCCCUGAUGAUACGCCCAAGAGACCCGACUCUCCAACUCUGAACCUUGACCAGGGCCUCGGUGGUAUGGGCGGACUGGUUCGAUCCCACCUGCGUCAGCAGAGUGACAAGUCUUCCAUAUUUUCUCCCCCAUUCCCUCGUCUUCCACAGCACAAGGAUGCGCCCAUCCCCACCAUUGAGACCGACUCGCGAUCACACUCAAACUUCAACCCAUCCGAGGCACAGUUCCGUGAAGAAGUCAGGCCGGCUUCGUCUCAUCGCCCCGGCACUUCCAGCUCGCACGCUCCUUCGGGACAUUCUGCAGAGCGUUCUCGAUCAAGUGAAGAUUCGUCUGCUCCGGGGACCAUUGCCGACAAUGGUUCCAUCUCUAACGGCUCGUCGUGGAGGGAGGAGCUUGAGAACCACCAUCGCCGCCAAGGCAGCACUGAGACUCAGCGGGAGCGCGAGGAGUUCGCCAUCGAGUUGGCUGAAAGACGUCGUAAAGUGCAGGAAAAGCUGCGCAGUGUUGCCGAGAGCGAGAGUCGCUCUGGUAGCCCAACUCCUGGUAGAUCUACUCCUGACUUCCUUCGGACCGGCAAUGCAUUCGCUAUGCUGAAGCAAAAGUCUACUAAGCUAGCCGCCGCGAAGCAAGACCACAGGAAGAUCUUUGGCUAUGGAGCUGACAACUCGUCUACCCCUGCCCUCCCUUCGGACGACUCAUGGCGCGAGGAAGAGCGCCCCUCUUUCGGAUUUGGUCGGCACUCAAACUCGAGCUCUCCCCAUGUUGGAUCUGAGCGCUCUCUGAGAUCCCGUAUGCCGUCUCUGAGCCGGAACAACAGCCACGAAGACUCCCGCGAAUCCAGCCGCAGCCGUACCAGCUCACCCUUCCGAUCUCAAAGAGAUCGCGCUGGAUCUGAUGCAUCUGGUCGCUCCAAGAGUCGAACCAGACUUCGCGAGCGUGAUGAUCUUCAAACCGUGGACGAAGGUUCCGUCUCUGCGCAUGGCAGGUUUGUUCUCGAGGGCUCGGAGCCACCAAUGCCAAUCUCGCGCCCUGGCUCUACUCGCCCCUCGGCUGAGAUCGAGCCUUUGAACUUCGACCGUGCUCCUUCGACCUCCUCGGGCAGACACCGUAGCACCAGCCGAUCCGGAACUCCGAGCUUCCAUUACGAACGACCAUACCAGUUCUCGCAGUCCAACACACCUUCCAUCAUCGGUGCUUCUCCACGGCCACCCCCAGCUGCUCCAGCCUACGUCGCCAACGCCACUCCUCCUCUGAACGACGCAGCUCCGGACGCCUCGUCCACAUCUCUCGUUUCAGUCGCCAGCAACGCUUCGACAAUCCCUCAGCGUGGCCCAGGAUCUGGCUCCCUUCUCAAGCGACCCGUGAACAAGAAACAGAUCUCCGAGCCGACUUUCGUCUCAUCAACCUCCAACGUCCCUCUCGUCGGCCUCCCACCCGGAACCAACCAAUCAUCCGGUUCCGCGCCCCCUCUUCCGCCUAUGAACCCCCGCCGUCGUCGCGGAACCGCUACUCAAACCAUCUUGAGCGCGUUCAAGCACGAAAGACCUGAUUCCCGUGCCGCAUCCCCCGUGCCUCAGAUGCCCGACGAUCAACCAAUCUACCCGGGCGAGGACUCACGUCCUCAAUCCCGUAACCGUCUUCGCAAAAUGUCAAGCGAAGGCGCUAGCCUGCACGCGCGGGCGCGUCAGGAAUCCAUGAAUACCGCCCAGCCGGCUAUUCCUCACUACCCGCCUCCUUCCAUCCCUGCCGAUGGGGGCAUGUUCUAA